Protopolystoma xenopodis is the source of this 255-nucleotide messenger RNA. Lineage: Eukaryota; Metazoa; Platyhelminthes; Monogenea; Polystomatidea; Polystomatidae. The record is from the annotation of a GenBank genome assembly.
CUUCUGAGUGCAGCCGAAGUUCAGGAACGCUUUCCGGGCUGGUGUGCAGAUGCUAUGACCGCCAUCCUAGGAUGUCUGCGCCGACUGGCCGACCAAAUAGAGAACUCUGUGCCUCCGCUAUCAACUCUUCAGGAAAAAGAGGAGCGAAGCUUCUGGUUCUCGGGAAUCACCAUUGACCCGGUUGUCUCACAGCGUCAGUUAUCUCCGUCUAUUUUUAUUAUCUCUUUAUCUCUCUUCCUGCCACAUGGUUCGUAG